AUGAUUCAAUUAAAUUAGGGUAAAGAAUUAGUGAAAUACUAAUCCGGUGAGCAGGUUGAUAUUAUAAAGUCAUAGGCAGAAGAGAUUAAAUCACUCAAACUGAAGUUUUCAUAAAUUGAGGAUGACAAAAAAAAGAACAAAAAUGAAGAUAAAAAAAUCUAUGAGCAUUUAUAAAAAUUAGAUGAGAAACUAAAAACUUAAAUUACAAAAAAUAAGGUUUUGAAUGAGAAAAAUAUUUAACUUUAUAAGACAUUAUAAGAAAUACAGGUUGAUGGUUAUAUUAAGAAAGUUUAAGAUUAGCUUCAAUAGGCUUAGAGUGAUUAUAAUGAGCAGAAGUUCAAAUUAGCUAAAUACAAAAUGAAUUUGAGUGAGAAAAAUGAGUUUAUUAAAAGACUUUAAAACCAACUCGAGGAAAAGAUAAAUUCCAAAGAUAAGCAAUUAGAGAUUAUAUCCAAGUAAAAAUCUAACCUUGAAAUAUCCUAUACAAAGCUUCAAAAGCAAUAUUAGAGCAUUUUUACUUAGCUCUAAAGAUAUAUAGACUUAUCUGAUUAAGGUUAAAUGAUUUCGUAAAAAUCAACUACAGGAUAAGAAAGUAUAAGAACUGAACAAUAAAAAUUAUAAAUCAAUACACAAUAACUGCUUUAAUAAAAUAUGGUAAGUGCUAAUAAUUAAAGAAUUAGAGUUGGCUCUAUGAGAGUAAAUCAAGUAGAUCUUAAAAGUAAUUCACCUGCUACCACAUAUACAAGCAAGAAUUCACAUCUAUAGCACAGAAAACUAAAAAUAGAUAAUAAGUUCAAAAACAAAAGUAUGGAGCGCUAAGAAUUAUUUAAUAUAGCUGAGUCCUUAAUAUAGAAGCCUUCUAAUCUUAAUGAUUCAUUGGGCAGUAUAUCAAGAUAGUCUGCUGAAAGAAUAAUUGCAAGAAAUAAAAAUAAUAAAGCCUAGCUAUCUCAGUUACCUUCCAUUUUUUCUAAAGACAAUGAGAAUACAAUUCUAGAUGAAAGCAACAUUAAGAUCUAAGGUCUAAGAUAAAAAAGUUAUAAAGUUAUCUAAGACAUGAAAAAUAUGAAAAAUUCUCAUAUUCAUUCUUAAUCUGUACUGAUUCAUGAGGGUAAAGGCCUUAAUGAUAGCUUGUUUGACUGUGAUGAAGACAGCAGGAGCAAACAAUCUAUGAUUAACAUAUCCAAUUUUAAUAUGAAAGAACUAGAAUCAAAUACUGAACAUACUCCUAAAUAGCCUAAAUAAAGUCCUCCUAAUAUAAAAAUAUAGCGAUUAAAGGAUAAUUAGUAUGGAUCAACUGAACUUUUAAAUGAUAUUGAUGUUCAAAUUAGAAGUAACUCAGGGUUGCAAAAUAUAUAGCAGUAAACUCAAAAUUAAAUUCAGAGUUAAAGUAUCAGUAAAUUUAGAACUCAGAUACCAAAGAAAAGUUCAAUUGAUAGCCAAAUACACAUCGAAUAGUAAGACUAAAUUAUUUAGAACACUAUUUUUCAUCGAAAGAGAAAUAGUACUCAGAAUGAUUUAAUAAUAUAGGAGGAGGAAAUUUAUUAAGAGAGUAACAGUUUUUCUGAUUAAAUUUUGUAUUCUUGA
Stylonychia lemnae is the source of this 1584-nucleotide messenger RNA. Lineage: Eukaryota; Ciliophora; Spirotrichea; Sporadotrichida; Oxytrichidae. The record is from the annotation of a GenBank genome assembly.